This is a messenger RNA of Panicum virgatum (switchgrass), 1942 nucleotides long. RefSeq names its product cytokinin hydroxylase-like. The transcript is spliced from 5 exons. Gene Ontology annotation, molecular function: monooxygenase activity; oxidoreductase activity, acting on paired donors, with incorporation or reduction of molecular oxygen; heme binding. NCBI's taxonomy places the organism in Eukaryota, Viridiplantae, Streptophyta, Magnoliopsida, Poales, Poaceae. The record is from RefSeq and is a predicted model, not a curated record. The coding region runs from base 71 to 1687 and encodes 538 amino acids.
GUCGUUGAGCUGGGCACAAUUCAAUUCAAGGCCCUCCCCCCAUAUCUUUGUCUCUCGCCGUGUGCCAGCAAUGGCGUUCGUGACGCUGCUGGUGAUCGCCUCCCCUGUCCUGGCGCUGCUCCUGAGGGCGGCGUGGGUGGCCCUGUCGUGCUACCUCCUGACGCCAAUGAGGAUCCGGCGGGUCAUGGCCCGGCAGGGCGUGCGCGGGCCGCCGCCGCGCCCGCUCAUUGGCAACCUCCGCGACGUGUCGGCGCUGGUGGCGCGGGCCACCGCCGGCGACAUGCCGGCCCUGAGCCACGACAUCGUCGGCCGCCUCAUGCCGCACUACGUGCUCUGGUCCAAGACAUACGGGAAGCUCUUCGUCUACUGGUACGGCAGCGAGCCGCGGCUGUGCCUGACGGACGCGGCGAUGAUCAAGGAGUUCCUCUCGUCCAAGUACGCGGCGAGCGCCACGGGGAAGUCGUGGCUCCAGCGGCAGGGGACCAGGCACUUCAUCGGCGGGGGUCUCCUCAUGGCCAACGGCGCGCGCUGGUCGCACCAGCGCCACGUCGUCGCGCCGGCGUUCAUGGCCGACAAGCUCAAGGGGCGCGUGGGCCACAUGGUGGAGUGCACGAAGCAGACGAUCCGAGCGCUGCGCGAGGCCGCUGUGGCGGCGCCGUCUCCCGGCGGCGGCGCGCGGCGGCGCGAGGUGGACAUCGCCACGUACAUGACCCGCCUGACCGGCGACAUCAUCUCCCGCACGGAGUUCGACACGAGCUACGAGACGGGGAAGCGCAUCUUCCACCUCCUCGAGGACCUGCAGCGCCUCACCGCGCGGUCCAGCCGCCACCUCUGGAUCCCCGGCAGCCAGUACUUCCCGAGCAAGUACAGGCGGGAGAUCAGGCGGCUGAACGGCGAGCUGGAGGCCGUGCUGACGGAGUCCAUCGGGCGGAGCCGGGAGAUCGCCGACGAGGGCCGCGCCACGUCGGCCUACGGCCGGGGGCUCCUGGCCAUGCUGCUGGCGGAGAUGGAGAGCAAGAAGGACGACGGCGCGGCGGGCGGCGCCGCCGCGAGCCGGCGGCGGCAGCAGUUCAGCUACGACCUGCAGCUGGUGAUCGACGAGUGCAAGACCUUCUUCUUCGCGGGGCACGACACGUCGGCGCUGCUGCUCACCUGGGCGCUCAUGCUCCUCGCCACGCACCACGAGUGGCAGGACAGGGCCCGCGCCGAGGUCGCCCGCGUCUGCGGCGACGCCCCGCCGUCCUACGACGACCUCUCCAAGCUCACCGUGCUUCAGAUGAUCAUCCACGAGACGCUGCGGCUGUACCCGCCGGCGACGCUGCUGCCGCGGAUGGUGUUCGAGGACAUCCGGCUCGCCGGAGGCCUCCACCUGCCGGCCGGCCUGUCGGUGUGGAUCCCGGUGCUGGCCAUCCACCACGACGAGUCCAUCUGGGGCCCCGACGCGCACGAGUUCAGGCCGGAGCGCUUCGCCGCGGGCAGGCGCCCGGCGUUCCUGCCGUUCGCGGCGGGCCCGCGCAACUGCGUCGGCCAGGCGUACGCGCUCGUCGAGGCCAAGGUCGUGCUCGCCAUGCUGCUCCAGCACUUCCGCCUCGCCAUCUCCGACGACUACCGCCACGCGCCGGUCAACGUGCUCACCCUCCGCCCCAAGCACGGCGUGCCCGUCCACCUCCGCCCGCUGCGGCCGUGAAGGCCCCCCCGCCCCAAAAUUCGUUUGGUUCCUUCCUUUUGGUGCGCCUUCUCCGGCGAGCUCUUGGCGCCCUGCGGCUGUAGAGAGUGGUUACAGUUUUGUGAUCUCCAGUCGGUUCCCCCUGACAUGUGGGGCCGGCGUGCAAUAUAUGUGUGUAGGACGGAGCUUUCCGUACUGAGUUAGAGGACUUAUGCAUGCAGAUUAGUGACAUAAUAACAUUGACUGAUCACAAGAAUUAGCACAUGGGUUGGCAUC